Caenorhabditis sp. 36 PRJEB53466 is the source of this 1200-nucleotide messenger RNA. The record is from the annotation of a GenBank genome assembly. Lineage: Eukaryota; Metazoa; Nematoda; Chromadorea; Rhabditida; Rhabditidae.
AUGGUCUCGCGCAGUCAGGGAUGAUUCACUGAUCUCUGUGUUAAAAAUUUUGUAAUUUUCAGGGAAGACUGGACAAUCCACGUUCUUCACUGACCGCCGCAGUGCUGAUGCCGAGGAUCUCGAGAGCUCUGACCGGUAUGAAAACUUUGUGACAUGUUCCUAGCAAUAACCCCCACGUAGUUCCAGCAAGCCGCGUGCUCCUGCCCGUAACAGCUCCACGCUUCCUCCGAAUCUCGCGCUCAGCAGUCCGGAUCCCCUCAACGCCUACAAGGAAGACGAUCUCGAGCCACUGUCCCGUCCCGGAAGUGCUGCCGAUGACACCACCAACCCGGUUAGAAUUCUAAAAAAAACCUUCCAGUAAACCGUCCAAUUUCAGUAUCACACCGCUGACAACAGCCUCUACCUCACUUCUUCGCAUCACGACUACCAAAAGCAGCAACAGGACAUCACCGCCCGCGAGGAGAGCUUUAAGAUCAUUCACGAGAACCUCAACAGCAUUCUGCAUCAUUUGGUGCUUUUGGACCGCAAGCACGACAGACUUGAGGACGAUGUCAGGAAAGACAUCAAGGUAUACUCGGAGGGACUCGAACAGGAACGCUUCAAGACCACGGUAACUUGGUGAACUCUAAAGAUUCUGACAAUCUCAUAAUUUUGCAGAAACUGGAGGAGAUUCUGAACGAGGCGAUCGAGCUGCAACAGGCUGAGAUUUCGGCGUUGAAGGAACAGAAUUUGAUGGCCACUCGUGUCGACUACCAGCACAACGAUCGUUUCAGAACCAUCGAGGAGAACAUGGAAUCGCUCCAGAAUCACGUGAGCUCUAUCAUCAUUUCCUCUGUUCUAGUUGAUGAAUGAUAUUUGUUCAGAUGGUCAGAAUUGAAAAUGCGCUGAUGGAUGUAAGACAAGUCCGCCUGACGAGCAAUGUGUGGCAGCGUGUGGCCUUGACUGCUGGCAACAUUGUUGUGGAGUUCCUUAAAAUCGCUCUUUUCGUCGUCGCUUCCGUGCUGGACAUGGUCCGUCCGUUGACUGGAUCCAGGUGAGAAAUCGAUAAGUAUAAACUUGAAAAUAAUGUUAUUUUUUAGAAACCGCUCGGCCGUCGCGUUUGCCCUCAUGUUCUUUGCGCUCUUUUUCGGUCAUCACCUCACCAAGCUCAACAUCUUCGGAGGAAGCUCGUCGGAGCCGGGAAACAGUGGUUCCAAGUAG